GCGCUGGUGGCUGGCGGCAGCGGCGGCCGCAGCGGGGCAGGGCAGGACUGAGCAGCGCGGCAGGAGCGAGGGCGGGAGCCGGACCCGGAGACGCUGUCGCGGCCGGAGCUGGGUGAGCGGCGGCCGAGGUUUGUCUGCGGAUUUUGAGCCUCUGAAGUUGACCUCUGCGUUAAGCGUUCGCUGCUGCUCCCUCACUGCCCGAAGAGAUGUCUGUCGCUUACGAUGAUGCCGUUGGAGUAGAAGUGUCCAGCGAUAGCUUCUGGGAGGUUGGGAACUACAAGCGGACCGUGAAGCGGAUAGACGAUGGCCACCGUCUGUGCAGCGACCUCAUGAACUGCCUACACGAACGGGCGCGCAUUGAGAAGGCGUACGCACAGCAGCUCACCGAGUGGGCACGGCGCUGGAGGCAGCUCGUGGAGAAGGGGCCCCAGUAUGGAACGCUGGAGAAGGCCUGGACGGCAGUCACGUCCGAGGCGGAGAAGGUGAGCGAGCUGCACCUGGAGGUGAAGGCCUCGCUGAUGAGUGAGGACUUCGAGAAGAUCAAAAACUGGCAGAAGGAAGUCUUUCACAAGCAGAUGAUGGGAGGCUUCAAGGAGACCAAAGAAGCCGAGGAUGGCUUUCGGAAGGCACAGAAGCCCUGGGCCAAGAAGCUGAAAGAGGUAGAAGCAGCAAAGAAGGCCUACCACGCGGCUUGCAAAGAGGAGAAGUUGGCCACAUCACGAGAAACCAAUAGCAAAGCGGACCCAUCCCUCAACCCCGAGCAGCUUAAGAAGUUGCAAGACAAAGUAGAAAAAUGCAAGCAAGACGUUCUGAAGACCAGAGAGAAGUACGAGAAGUCCCUGAAGGAGCUUGACCAGGGCACGCCGCAGUACAUGGAGAACAUGGAGCAGGUGUUUGAGCAGUGCCAGCACUUUGAGGAAAAGCGUCUGCGCUUCUUCCGGGAAGUUCUGCUGGAGGUUCAGAAGCACCUAGACCUGUCAAACGUGGCCAGCUACAAGAACAUUUACCGUGACCUGGAGCAGAGCAUCAAAGCUGCCGACGCGGUGGAGGACCUGAGGUGGUUCAGAGCCAACCAUGGGCCAGGCAUGUCCAUGAACUGGCCACAGUUUGAGGAUGAAGAAUGGUCCGCAGACCUGAAUCGAACCCUCAGCCGGAGAGAGAAGAAGAAGGCUGCUGAUGGCGUCACCCUGACAGGCAUCAACCAGACAGGUGACCAGGCUCUGCAGAACAAGCCCAGCAGUGACCUUAGUGUCCUGAGCAACCCCGCGCGGCCCGCGCAGCCGCCGUCCAGCUCCAACCCCUUCGAGGAUGAGGACGACACGGAGAGCACCGUCAGCGAGAAGGAGGACAUUAAGGCCAAAAACGUGAGCAGCUACGAGAAGACCCAGAGCUACCCCACCGACUGGUCAGAUGAUGAGUCUAACAACCCGUUCUCCUCCACGGACGCCAAUGGGGACUCAAACCCAUUUGACGAGGAUGCCACCUCGGGGACAGAAGUGCGGGUCCGGGCCCUUUACGACUAUGAAGGGCAGGAGCAUGAUGAGCUGAGCUUCAAGGCGGGGGAGGAGCUGACCAAGCUAGAAGACGAGGAUGAGCAGGGCUGGUGCAAGGGGCGCUUGGACAGCGGGCAGGUCGGCCUGUACCCAGCCAACUACGUCGAGGCGAUCCAGUGACGGGCCAGCCGGCUGGCGGGCGGAGAGCGGAGGCAGGGGUCCCAGGAGCUGCGUUGGCCGUCAGCCCUGGACAGCGGCACCCUGGCGGCAGUCGGCUGGGUGAGCGUCCACUCCUUUUCCUGCAACACACGCUGGCUCCGUUGCUCUUGGCUUCAUGGUGUCUCUCCGAGGCAGACGAGCUGGUCGUUUCAUCCGGGACUCAGCGCCUCCCCGCACGCCGUGCAGACAGAGAGGUCUGAGCGCCGGAAGACAGUACGACAGGACUCGCCCCACACCCCCAUCCCGCUCACUGUGCGUGUCGGCUUAUCAUGGAUCUGUCUGUGCUUGACCUUGUCUUUCCUCCUCUCCUCUGAAGCAGUGGUGGGUUCCACUGAUUCUCGUUCUGCUGAUUACUUCCUCUGACGCGUCCCAUCAUCCGCAGCUUAAAUGAACAAACUUACAUGCUAUUUUCUGAGCGAAGAUGUUGAGGUUUUUAAUUUAAAGGCUGUGUACAGUUAUACUUUUUUAUAUACCUGUUCUUCCAUUCAUUUAUACUUAAAUUAUGGCACAGAUUGAUAUACACCGGUCUUGAGGAAAUCUCGAGAGCCUCAGUUCCCUGAGACAGGCGGUGCUUGAGGCCCGAGAGGGUGGUGGAAAGGUGGGGACGCGUCCGGCUGGAUUUCUGUCGUGAAUGCCCUGUGCGUUUGGGGCAUCCGCCAUGAGUUCCGGAAAUAACCGUACGUAGUACUCCAAAUGUCCCCGUAUUUAAAAACUAUUUUCAUUCUAUUUGUGUUUAAAACUUUAUUCUUGCAGAUUAACAAUUUUAUCAGUGAUUUGAAAGAUUACAAAGUAAGAAGACUAACUUCUCAAGCACACACAUCUGUAGAUUAAGAUGCUUUCUUAGUUAGACUGUCAUGUCUUGGUGUAUAUCUGUAUAUAUUAUUUGAUAUUCAGAGAAUCUAAAGAGUUCGUCUACUGUUCUGGUGAGAUUUAACGGCUUUUGACAGUGGGUUUAAUUUGUAAACUGCUUGAAGACUGUGACAUUUGGGCACAGGCCUGGCUGGCCGGCUGGGCCUCCUCGGGGCUCUGGGCCCGCGCCCUGGGCCUCUCUGGAGUGGAGACAGCUGGGGGGAAGCCUGUCCUCGCUGGACAGCUGUGGGUCCACCCUCCCGCCAGCCUUAGUCCUUUCCGUAGCAGAACACUGUACAACCUCCCAUGUCUUUCCAGCAGCUGCAGAUUCCAGCCCUCCCAGUCCCUCGCGAGCACACGAAAGCUGGGUCUCACCCCAGAGCCCCGGGGUCUCUGAGCGGCCUUAGUCAUCGGGAGCAGAUGCGCUGGGGCAGGAACUACACUGUAAUCACAGGGCGGGGGAGGGAGGGAGGGAGGGCGGGAAAACCUUUAUUUUGUGUAACUCAGACACCGGUGAAAUGGCCACCGCCAUCACAAGCUAUGCAUUUUCUCGAUGUUUCCAGUGAGCUUGGUGUCUUGCUUGGAAAGUGGAUGUGCGUCUGUGUUCGUCAUGAAAACUUACCAGCAGAAAUCCUCAUUCCUUUGCUACAGAUUUACCAAAAAUUGUCAAGUCUUUUCAGUUAGGAGUUUCUUUAAAUGUAUAGUAUUUUAGAAAAAAAAAUCAAUAAACAGUUGAUCUCAUGAG
Molecule: messenger RNA, 3306 nt
Organism: Zalophus californianus (California sea lion)
Lineage: Eukaryota; Metazoa; Chordata; Mammalia; Carnivora; Otariidae
Gene: PACSIN2
Product: protein kinase C and casein kinase substrate in neurons 2
Exons: 12
Coding region: 207-1673 (488 amino acids)
Biological process (GO): plasma membrane tubulation; regulation of endocytosis; caveola assembly
Cellular component (GO): cytoplasm; endosome; plasma membrane
Molecular function (GO): phospholipid binding; protein binding
Source: RefSeq, a predicted model, not a curated record